UACAGAAGUGUUGUGACCAGACGUUUGGGAAUCGCUUUGUACUGCUGAAGUGUACAGUCGUAGGGAGCCGCGUUGUACUGUUGAAGUGUACAGACCAGACGUUGGGAACUGCGCUAUACUGGGAACGUUGGGAGCAGCGUUGUACAGAAGUGUGCAGGUGUUGGGGCCUCGACAUGCCGUCCGGGAUGCUGCCAGUCAUCGGCCAGAAACCCAAGGCGUCGGCUGAGAGCUUCAGGUGCCAGAAAUGUCUUCAGUUGGGGCACUGGACGUUCGAGUGCCGAGGUCAGCUGAAAUAUGUACACAGAGAUACACGCACCGCGAUGCUUAAUAAGAAUAUUAAAGUGAACCAGCAGCAGCAGACGCAGCAACUCCUAGCAAAACGUGCGGCGUCUUCCAAAACGAAAUCUCGCAGCGCCAAGAAAGCUAAACGUAAUUCAUCGUCGAGUGACUCUGAUGAUUCUGGGUCGACAAGCUCGUCGUCUUCAUCAUCAUCGUCAUCUUCCUCCUCCUCCUCCUCCUCUUCAUCAUCGUCAUCAUCGUCUUCGGAUUCAUCUGACUCAUCAUCAUCAUCAUCAUUAUCGUCUUCUGAUGAGAAGACAAAGAAGAAAUAUUCGCGCAGCAGUCGCUCGAAGCGGAGACCCACAUCCGCUGAAGGCGCUACCAAGGCCGCGCAGUCCUAGGGGCGGCCGAACUAUAAGAUGGCUCUCUAAUUAACUUCUUAAACGGCGACAAUAAUUGAUUUCAAAUCAACUGUUGAAUUGAUACAACAAUAAUAUAUGUCGCUGAUAUAUCAGGGUGAGACUUUUUAAUUGAUUUCGUAUCAAUUUUUGAAUUUAUGCUGCAAAUAUAUUCGUCUCUUGUAUAUCAGCGUGACUCAUUGCUAGAGAUCCUGGAUAGACAAAUGAGGGUGUUUGCUCGUGCAAAGUGUGUGUGAGCUUGUCGCAAAACUUUGCUACUUUGUGUCUAUUUUAUAAUAGUCGCUUAACAUCGUAAACUUGUUUAUUGCGAGUUGUUCGCCAAAAUUAUUUUGCUAUUAUUUAUCAAAAUGCAAGCGCACACAAAAUAAUU
Messenger RNA from Hyalella azteca, 1068 nucleotides. RefSeq names its product zinc finger CCHC domain-containing protein 10-like. Gene Ontology annotation, molecular function: nucleic acid binding; zinc ion binding. Lineage: Eukaryota; Metazoa; Arthropoda; Malacostraca; Amphipoda; Hyalellidae. The record is from RefSeq and is a predicted model, not a curated record. Bases 174 to 680 code for a protein of 168 amino acids. The transcript is spliced from 4 exons.